Phycodurus eques (leafy seadragon) is the source of this 1396-nucleotide messenger RNA. RefSeq names its product oocyte zinc finger protein XlCOF6.1-like. Lineage: Eukaryota; Metazoa; Chordata; Actinopteri; Syngnathiformes; Syngnathidae. The record is from RefSeq and is a predicted model, not a curated record. The coding region runs from base 148 to 1287 and encodes 379 amino acids. Gene Ontology annotation, molecular function: DNA-binding transcription factor activity; RNA polymerase II cis-regulatory region sequence-specific DNA binding. The transcript has 2 exons. Gene Ontology annotation, biological process: regulation of transcription by RNA polymerase II.
GUGGCCUUAACCGUUGUUUUCUUUUCGUUUGUAAGGUUAAAUCUACAAUUCAUAUUUUCAGUGUAAUAAUAAAAUACGGCAUUAAGAUAAUACUUCGACAAACAAUGGGGUGUGUGACGUCAUCAGUCGCGCGACUGUAGUCAUUUGAUGAAAUCUCCUAACAGCAACGGCCAGCUUCGUGAACACCGCCGCUUCGGUAUCAUUUAUGAAACAAAUUUAUUAUUAUUUCUUCAAACCGCCACAAUGUGGAAAGAGUUGGACGAGGAAGAGGAUGAACCUUGUCGAGCGAGAGAGGAGAGCCAAGUGAAACGACGAGAUCCGGAAGCAGUUUCCAAGACUCGAAUUGUGCUACACAUGGAAGACACCCAGCAGCGGAUUUCUUGUCGAGUCAAAGAAGAAGAGGUGGCGUCACCGACCCCUCAUGUUAAUGAUGACGAGGAGGAUCGACAGCCCCGCCACGUCAAAGAGGAAGAGGAGGAGUUCCCACUGACUGUCGUCGUCGUGAAGGGUGAAGACGACGAAGCCGAACCGCCCGAAACGUCUCAGCUUCAUCACUGCAGUCCGAGGAGAGACCACUGCAGAGGACCACCGUUGUCACAUAGCGACGACGUAGAAGAUACCAGCGACACAGGCGAUGACGACAACAAACUCUCAGAAACGGAGACGAGCAAAGGACGCUUCAGUUGCUCCAACUGCGGCAAGAGCUACGCAUACAAGUGCAGCUUGACACGACACAUGCAGACACACACGGGGGAAAAACCCUUUGUGUGUUCCAUUUGCGGCACCAAAUUCGUCCGAAAGGUGGCGCUGAUCGCGCACGCCGCCGCGCACACCGGAAAGAAGUCAUUUGUGUGCUCCCAGUGCGGGAAGAGCUACUCUUACCAGAGCAGUCUAAAUGCGCACAUGCAGACGCACAACGCUGAGAAGCCCUUCAGUUGCUCGGUGUGCGGCGAAGGCUUCAUUCAGAAAGUAGCCUUGAUUGCGCACACGACAACGCACACCGGAGAGAAGUCGUUCUCGUGCUCGGUGUGCGGUAAAGCCUUCUCUUAUAAGAGCAAUUUGAAUAUACACAUGCGCACGCACAAGGAGGAAAAGUCCUUCAGUUGUUCGGUUUGCGAUAAGAGAUUCUACCUAAAGUCUAUUAUGGUGUUACACAUGAGAACGCACAGUGGGGAAAAACCUUUUAGCUGCUCCGUUUGUGGUCAGAGGUUCACACGGAAGGUGAAUAUGAUUAAACACAAGAGAUCACACAUGGAACUAAAUAAGACUCCUGAUGUUUUCAAUUAAAUCUGAAAGUUUUAUUUGUAAUCCAUUGUGGUGGUGUAUAAAGGUACAACACGAUGUAUAUGUUCAAUGUCUAUUAAAGUUCUCAUACAUAGAAAUAUGCUCAGAAGUG